GGUGAAGGCAGCAGCAACAUGGAUGGCUUUUAUGACCAGCAGGUCCCUUUUGUGGUGCCCGAGAGUAAUUGUCACCCAGAGGAAGAGAAGUGUCUCAARGACAGACGGAGGAAGUUUUACGACACUGAGCUGGCUCAGGACACAGAAGAGCUUUUUCAAGAUCUGAGUCAGCUCCAAGAAAUAUGGAUCGCAGAAGCUCAGGUUCCUGAUGACGAACAGUUUGUCCCUGAUUUCCAGUCCACUAACUUGAUGUUUCAUGGACCACCUGUCAGCAAAGUGAAGCGGGAGCCCGGUUCAUCCAAAGACUUGUCCCCAUGUGGGACGCCCCAGUCUGACACGUGCCUUUACAGCUACAGUGCCUGUGAAAACAAGCCAGGUCUAGCUCCAUCCUCCACCCCUGGAACACAGUGUCGCUCCAUCCACCCCUCCGGACCCCCACCCUUACAGAGGCAGCUACAGCCACCCCCCUCUCAGCUCACCAGCUCGGCUGCAGCCGCCAGUCCCUUUCGCUGCCACAGCCUCCCACAGGAGAACCAGCAGUUCGCUCUGCCUCGCGCCCCCACCAGCUGCUCAGGUGCAUCUUACAGCACAGAGCAAAGGUUCCAGCGGCAGCUCUCUGAUCCCUGCCUGCCCUUCCUGCCUCCAGAGAAAACCACAAACACGGCGUACCACCCCUCCGCCUGCGACGGCAGACCUCUGUACCAGCGCCACCUGUCGGAGCCCCUCGUUCCCCUCGCUGCCCGCGGUUUCAAACAGGAGCUGGUGGACCCUCGCUACCAAGCCUCGGGACCUCCUGGUCCAGGUCUGCCUCGGCCACAGACCACUUUUAACCACGUCAAAAUUAAACAAGAACCAAGAGAUUUUGGCUUUGAACCAGAGGUUCAAACCUGCCAGACAUCCUUCAGCAAGUCUUCGGUUCUGUUUCAGAAGAACAGUGCUGGGUUUGGGUUUGACCGAGAGCCUCGUUUGUACUUCGAUGACACCUGUGUUGUUCCAGACAGACUUGAAGGUAAAGUUAAGCAGGAAGGUUUGCCGUACCAGCGCCGCGGCUCCCUGCAGCUCUGGCAGUUCCUGCUCACGCUGCUCGACAACCCGGCUAAUCGACACCUGAUCGUGUGGACGGGACGCAACAUGGAGUUUAAACUCAUCGAUCCUGAAGAGGUGGCUCGACUCUGGGGGAUCCAGAAAAAUCGACCGGCCAUGAACUACGACAAGCUGAGCCGCUCACUGCGGUACUACUACGAAAAAGGCAUCAUGCAGAAGGUAAAGGUGGCUGGAGAAAGGUACGUGUACAAGUUUGUGUGCAACCCCGACGCGCUGUUCUCCAUGGCGUUCCCGGAGAACCAGAGGCCGAGUCUGAAGGUGGACCUGGACGCCGUCCUGCCCCCCACCGAGGAGGACGGCUUCCCRCUGCCUGGCUACGAGGAGGAGGGUCCCUACCUGGUGGAUGGGGCGGAGCAAUGCGUCCAGGGACUGGCUUUCCCCGACAGCUACCCGUACUGAGCCACAGCUGGAGUGAAUUUAAAGAGAGGUGAAACCUGAUCUUACUGAGCAGUGUUUGAGAUAAACACGUUAUUUGUCACAAAAAAGAUUUUCAAAUURGUCUCUAUAGAAGGCUGAAAAUCAGUGAAGACUGUUAAACUCGCUCCGUUAGAAAAAAACAUUUCUUUGUCCAAAACUUUUGUUCUCAUUUCAAAUUAAUGCAUUAUGAUGGGUUUGUAUUCAGAUUUUAAACAAAAAGUCUUUAUUGUUAGUUGAAUGAUUCAGGAAAUCAUGAGAAAAAUAAUCUCUGCAARGAGGGACUUGUAGCAGUUAAUGAAAAAAAAAACAAAAGUGUACAAGAAAACUUGAUGUUCUGUGCAAAAAACUAAAACUUACAGAAGAUUCAUGACUACAAAAGAAUUUAGAUUUAAAGUUGCAAUUCUGUAUUAAAAAGGGCAAAUAAUGUAUUAAUACUACAAUACGAUGCAAUGAAUUGUUAGAGUGCAAAUCUAAUCUGGUUGCAAACAUGGUUUAUAUUUUGUGGGGAGGGGGAACAUCCCAAUGUCAGCUUUUUUCUUUGUAAAAUUACCGUUGAGCUUAAACACAAUCUAGUUUUGUUUUUGUUUUGUUUCAGUUGUGACAGUAUUUUAUUUUCUUUGUUGAUUUUCUUUGAUUUUGACAGUAAGACUUGUCGUUCCUCUGUAGUUGUAAUUUUGUAGCAUGGCCAUCGCUGUAGUCGUUGCAUUUUGUAAACUCUGGGAUCUGUUUUGCAACCAAAAAACUAUCUCAAAGCCAUGGCACUAAUAUAGUUUUAUAUUUUUCCCUUUCUUUUUCUUUUUUUUUUAGCUAAAAUUCCGACUGCUUGAAAGGGACACGUGUAUUUUUCUGACAGUUUUGACAGUAAAUCAUCUAUAUUACAAACUGUCCUUUGUGUACUGUUCCUUGGUUAUAAAGCUGAUAUUUUUGGCAUUAAAUGGACUUGUAUGUUUUGGUAUAACGGUUUAAGAUAAAAGUAUUUUUUUGAUUCUGUAAUACUGACACUCUUUAUGCUAAUAAUAACAAGCAUGGACUUUUCUUCCAGGUGGUUCACAACUUACUAGUUUUCUGCAUUUUGUAUAGUUUGUUUGCUUCAGUGUGUAGAGAAAAUGUAAAAUUAUAUAUGGAUAUAUUUUUGCUAAAGGCUGUGCUUGCUUGCUAACGUGUUGCGUCGGCGCUCUGCAGAGGAAGGAACUCUGGGAGUCCUGCAGGAAGAAGAUGGUGGUUGUGGUAUAUUUUACUAUAAGAUCACUGACACUGGUGUAACUUUUACCCUCAGAUACUGUCUGUGUGCCUUCUGUUCAUCUUUACUGAUACAAUAAACUAUUUUACGCUUUUC
Molecule: messenger RNA, 2857 nt
Organism: Austrofundulus limnaeus
Lineage: Eukaryota; Metazoa; Chordata; Actinopteri; Cyprinodontiformes; Rivulidae
Product: ETS translocation variant 5
Biological process (GO): cell differentiation; regulation of transcription by RNA polymerase II
Cellular component (GO): nucleus
Molecular function (GO): sequence-specific DNA binding; DNA-binding transcription factor activity, RNA polymerase II-specific
Source: RefSeq, a predicted model, not a curated record